Molecule: messenger RNA, 375 nt
Organism: Rotaria socialis
Lineage: Eukaryota; Metazoa; Rotifera; Eurotatoria; Philodinida; Philodinidae
Source: the annotation of a GenBank genome assembly
AUGAAUGUCUCAAUGUGGCCAUAUGCAUUCGAAGGACUCUAUCAACAUAAUCGAAGUGGAACGUUAGAUUCUUCAUCAGGUUAUGAGAGUGCAAAUAAUGAUACAAGUAUCGUUGAAACCUAUGCAGUAACUCAUGCUAGGAGUGAGCAUUAUCGUUGUACAAAACGUCGAAUGUUAUCAUGUACACAACGCGAAGAAGCAAAUCGACGCGAACGUCAUCGAAUGGAAAUUAUUAAUCAAGCUUAUGAAGAUUUACGAAAUGUACUUCCAAGCAAAAAAGGUCGAAAACGUCAAAAAAUGUCACGAAUGGAUACAGUCGAUGGGGCUAUUCAAUAUAUUCAUGCAUUGCUCGAAACACUUCAGGGUUCAAAUUAG